This is a messenger RNA of Nomascus leucogenys (northern white-cheeked gibbon), 497 nucleotides long. RefSeq names its product cysteine rich protein 1 (gene CRIP1). The record is from RefSeq and is a predicted model, not a curated record. Gene Ontology annotation, molecular function: zinc ion binding. Gene Ontology annotation, biological process: intrinsic apoptotic signaling pathway in response to DNA damage; regulation of gene expression. Lineage: Eukaryota; Metazoa; Chordata; Mammalia; Primates; Hylobatidae.
CCUUUUGCCUGGGAGCCUGGACCCAGGAGACAUCACAGCGCUGGGCUAGGGGCGCGGCUUGAACUCGCCUGAAGAGCUGUGCCCCCUCACCCGUGCCGCCCCAGCCGCUGCCGCCUGCACCGGACCCGGAGCCGCCAUGCCCAAGUGUCCCAAGUGCAACAAGGAGGUGUACUUCGCCGAGAGGGUGACCUCUCUGGGCAAGGACUGGCAUCGGCCCUGCCUGAAGUGCGAGAAAUGUGGGAAGACGCUGACCUCUGGGGGCCACGCUGAGCACGAAGGCAAACCCUACUGCAACCACCCCUGCUACGCAGCCAUGUUUGGGCCUAAAGGCUUUGGGCGGGGCGGAGCCGAGAGCCACACUUUCAAGUAAACCGGGGAGGUGGUGGAGACCCCAUCCUUGGCUGCUUGCAGGGCCACUGUCCAGGCAAAUGCCAGGCCUUGCCCCCAGAUGCCCAGGGCUCCCUUGUAGCCCCUAAUGCUCUCAAUAAACCUGAACA